Trichosporon asahii var. asahii CBS 2479 is the source of this 1644-nucleotide messenger RNA. RefSeq lists its product as uncharacterized. The transcript is spliced from 3 exons. Lineage: Eukaryota; Fungi; Basidiomycota; Tremellomycetes; Trichosporonales; Trichosporonaceae. The record is from RefSeq and is a predicted model, not a curated record. Gene Ontology annotation, molecular function: DNA binding. Gene Ontology annotation, cellular component: RNA polymerase III complex. The coding region runs from base 1 to 1644 and encodes 547 amino acids. Gene Ontology annotation, biological process: transcription by RNA polymerase III.
AUGUCCGGCCGCGACGUAAAGCCCCGCCUCCCCCGCAUGCCGGGGCGGGCCCGUCCCUCGCUGAUUGCGGCCGCGCACUCCCAACCCGAACCCGGUGCCGAGACAGCGCGCGCCGAGGCGCACGAGUCGAUGGACGUUGACGCUGGUGCGGACGCGGCCCCCGCCGCCGCGACAGCUGGCCCGAGCACGAUCGCGCUCACUGGCGGCUCCAACACGGACUCUGAAUUGGUUGCCGAGGGCGGGAGUGGCGCCUCGACCCCGCUGAGCGCUACUGGUACACCUGCUGCCGCACCGGCACCCAAGAUGAAGUUCAAGCCCAAGAUGCCGGUGCGCCGUGCGGUGCAGGCUCAGCAGGAGGACGUGAAACCGGAUAUCUCGGGUGCGGCGGUGCGUGGGCGUCCGGCUAUGCGCGCGCGCGGGCGUGGAGGCUCACGCGGAGGAGCUCGUGCCGCGCCGAGCACGAUUGCUGCUGGACCGUUUGGUGGCACGCGGACAAACUUUGCGCCUGCGCCGCCGCCACGAUUCCAGGCGGACGUGACGAGCGUGGAGGUGUACUCUGACAACGAGGAUGGCACGCGCACGGGUGUGAUCGACAUUGAGGCCGUCUCGGGGCUCUCCGAGUCGGCGCCCACGAGCGCGUACCGCGAACGCGACCUGGACGGCGGCAAGGCCAAGGCCAAGGAGGCCAUCAAGGCCAAGAUGCGCGACCGUAAGCGCCAGCAGCGUGCGCGGCAGGUUGCGCGCAACAUGGCGGCUGCGGCCGCUGCUGCGCUGUCCGAGGGCGCCGCGGCCGGCGUCAAGGCCGAGCCAGUAUCGCCUGUGCGUCCGGGUGCGGUUCUGCCGCCAGACCCGAACGCGGGUGUGCCCCCGCCGCUUACUCGCGUGGGCGACUCGAUGAUCAGUGCGGACCAGCAGCAGGACCGGACGGCGGACGGGCGCCGCAUGGCGCGCACGGACACGACGGUGAGCGCGGGGACGACGACGACACCGGACAGCGAGGCAGUGGAUGCUGCGCACGCCAUUGACCUGUCGGAGAGCGAGAGCGAGGACGAAGAUGAGCCGAUGGAGGGCGACUUUGUGCUCGCACCUGGCAUGGACAACCCCGAGGACAAGCUCUUCACGUUCCAAUUCCCGUCCAGCAUGCCCAAAUUUGUCAUGCCGGUCGCGCCUGCGCUGCCGGCCGAGGGCGACGGCGAUGUCGUCAUGGUCGACGGCGGCAGUGCGGCACCGCCACCAGAGGUCAAGCCCGACGUCAAGCCGAGCCUCGCGCAGCUGCGCCGCAAGCGUGGCGGGCCUGCCCCGCCCCCCGAGGGCCGUAUCGGCACGCUCGUGGUGAUGAAGAGCGGCAAGGUCAAGAUGGUCAUGGGCGAGGGCGCCAACGCGAUCGUCAUGAACGUCGCGCCCGGGGUGCCCACAACGUUCCUGCAGCAGAUUGUGCACCUCGACGCCAAGGCCAAGAGCACGACCGUCCUUGGUGAGGUGCACAAGCAGUUCACGGUCACACCGGACCUCGACCGCCUGCUCGAGGACCUGUUCAUCAACGGCGGCGAGACGCCAGGAGACCGCGAGCGCAAGAUGGCUGCGGCGGAGCGGCGUGCCCGGGCGGAGCGUGGGCUCGUCAAGAUGGAGAUGAGUAGUCCGUGA